Mesorhabditis belari is the source of this 747-nucleotide messenger RNA. NCBI's taxonomy places the organism in Eukaryota, Metazoa, Nematoda, Chromadorea, Rhabditida, Rhabditidae. The record is from the annotation of a GenBank genome assembly.
AUGUUUUCCUCCGAUGAGAAGUUACGGCCACGGGGGUAUCCAAAGUUUUUUGGACCGAUCUUGAAAGACACAGAAGAAAAUCUGGUCAUCUUGUAUACCAAGAACAACUGCAACGAAUCGAAAACAAUGCGGGAUCGUUUAAAAAACGAAAAGAUAAAUUUUGUCGAAAAGAACAUUGACAACCUUUCAAAAGAGAACCCACAGGCUGCAAAGGAUUAUGCCCUUGGAUUGCGAGUGAUCGCACAAAGCAAAGCAUGCCGCAGCUUUUCGAACUUGUCAAGCAAUGUUUCGAAAAGAAAAAAGAAGAACCGGCGAAUAGAGUUGACCACCCUUCAUUAUAGGUCAAGCAUGGGAGGUUCAACUUCGCAGCAUAAACAAGAAUUGCCAAAGAUUUGUGAUCCAAUCGUCGAAGAAGUUCGCCAAAAUUCAGUUGUUAUGUAUUCUACAACAUCUUGUGGUUAUUGUAAAAUGGCGAAGGAUUUGUUGAGAAACGAAGAGAUAGAGUUUGUUGAAAAGGAUAUUGAAGCAAUGCAUAAGAACAGCCCCGAGCAAGCGACUCAAUACGUAAAAGCGCUGCAAAUUAUCACAAAGAAAACUACAGUUCCGCAGAUUUUUAUCUGCAAACAGCACAUUGGUGGUUAUACGGAUCUUGACAAAGUUCGUCCACGUUUGCACGAAAUGAUAUCAAGAUGUGAUCUUAAUCACAAGAAGCCUUCCCGAAGUGUAAAAAACGAGAAAAGUAUGCUC